This is a messenger RNA of Eupeodes corollae, 2910 nucleotides long. RefSeq names its product protein turtle homolog A-like. The transcript is spliced from 15 exons. The coding region runs from base 1 to 2910 and encodes 969 amino acids. The record is from RefSeq and is a predicted model, not a curated record. NCBI's taxonomy places the organism in Eukaryota, Metazoa, Arthropoda, Insecta, Diptera, Syrphidae.
AUGUAUGCAGCAGCAAAUAGGGAUUACAAGCAGCUCUGUUUUUUGAAGAAGAGGCAAUAUGAACAACAAAAUUUAGAUGCCCUAAGCAGUGCAAGGUCUUCCGCAGAAUUUUGGAAAGCUGUAAAAACCAUAAAUGGUAGAACCAAUAGGAUCAGUUCCUCGUUGAAAGCAGUAGAGCUACGAGACUAUUCUGAAAAGCUUCUCAACACCCCGCGGUUCUCACCGCUUCCACAGUAUGCAGCCCCUUUUUUCAUGGACGAGCUUCUUGAUGCACCGUUUUCAGCUUUGGAAGUGGCGAAUGUGAUUGAAAAGGCUAAAGCAGGAAAAGCUCCAGGAGAUGACCGAAUACCAAUGGAAUUCUACAAGAACUGUACGAUCGAAUUUGUGUUCGCAUUAAGCGAGGAAUUGAACAGAAAGGGAGCUUUUAAUAAACCAGAAAACUACCGGGAUUUACGCGCUGCUUUUGAUUCCAUUGCAAGUGAGGCACUUUUUUAUAAGUUGUACAAGAUUGGAAUCUCAAGUAAAAUUAUAAAUGUAUUGAAAGCUAUGUAUGAAAGCAACGCCUCGUGUGUUUGGGAUGGUGAAUUCAUUUUAGAAGAUUUCGCAACGGAAAUGGGUGUUAAACAAGGCUGCGUUUCGAGCACCUUGCUCUUAAUAUUAUUUAUAAAUGAUAUCGUUGAAGCUAUUGGAGGAGGAAUUGAGCUUGGUCAAAUAUGGGUGCCAUGUCUGUUAUUUGGCGACGACAUAGUCUUUCUGUCGGAGUCUGUUGAUGGAAUGCAGAGAAUGAUUACCCGACUCGAAAGCUAUUGCGGUCUUUGGAAUCUUUCAGUUAAUUUGGAAAAAUCGAAAAUGAUGGUCUUCAGAAAUGGUUGCGGCAGAUAUUCUCGGAACGAAAAGUGGAAAUAUGAAGGUCAAAAUAUUGAAAUUGUACGGGAGCACAAAUAUCUAGUUCCGCUGACAUCCGUUGAAGGCGUCCUAGGACGACAAGCAAUGCUUCCAUGUGAUAUAACACCAAUGGAACGAGACGAUGCCGUUUACAUGGUGCUUUGGUUUCGCGAAGGUGACGGAGAGCCCCUUUAUAAUUUUGAUGUGAGAGGUCGUCAAUAUGGACAAGCUAAACUUUGGUCCUCGCCUACAGCAUUCGGUACACGUGCAUACUUUAGCAGCACAUCGCAUCCGGCUCAACUUAAAAUUGACAAUAUUAAAUUGUCCGACGAGGGUGUAUACAGAUGUCGUGUGGAUUUUCGAAAUUCUCCAACACGUAAUCUCAAAAUCAAUUUAACAGUGAUUGUACCGCCAGAAAGACCAAUUAUUUUUGAUACAAAACGUCAUGAACGAACGAAUAAUGUCGAAGCCUACAACGAAGGUAGCGAUGUAAUCCUGGUUUGUGAAGUGGGUGGAGGACGCCCACGACCAAACGUAACAUGGUACUUGGACAAUACUGUGAUUGAUGAAUCCUUUGAACAUCGACCGGAUGGAAAGACCGUUAACCACUUGUCAUAUCCAAAUAUUGGCAGACAACAUUUGAAUGCGAGAUUGGUCUGUGUAGCUAGCAAUACAAAUCUAACGCCGCCCAACAACAAGGUCGUCAUCCUGGAUGUCAAUUUAAAACCAGUGGCUGUGCAUAUUCUGACGAAAGAGAAAUUCGUUUCGGCCGAUCGAACAUACGAUGUCGAAUGCAGAAGUUCCGGAUCCAAACCAGCGGCCAUUGUAACGUGGUGGAAGGGCAAUAAACAAAUUAAACGAUUGGCCAAAAAUUUUUCUGAACCAGAUAAUCAGUCACUCAGUAUACUAACUUACACUCCUAGUCGUGAUGACGAUGGCAAAUAUUUAACUUGUCGGGCGGAAAAUCAAUACAUCAUGGACAGUGCCAUCGAAGAUAAAUGGCGAUUGGUUGUUCAUUAUCAACCAGUAGCCAUAAUGAAAAUGGGUUCUUCAUUGAAUCCAGAUGAUAUUAAAGAAGGUGAUGAUGUUUAUUUUGAAUGCCAAAUUCAAUCAAACCCAAAACCCUACAAGAUGUCAUGGUUUCAUAACGGCAAUGAAUUGCAUCACAACAUCUCGGCGGGAAUAAUCCUUUCAGAUCAAUCACUGGUGUUGCAGAGCGUGACACGCGCAUCAGCAGGUGAUUACACAUGUAUGGCAGCCAAUCCAGAGGGUAAGGGCACCAGCAAUCCUGUGACGUUAAGGGUCCGAUAUGCUCCAAUUUGUUCGAUGGAACAUGAAGAGCUGUUAGGCGCACUUAAACAUGAAACUUUAAUGUUGAAAUGCGAAGUAGAUGCAUCACCACCGGCAGAUUCGUAUCACUGGACAUUCAAUUCUUCAGGGGAACAAACUGAAUUACCCGCCAGGCUGCAUUCAACAGAAACUGGAUACUCGCGUCUGAAUUACACACCAACCACAGAUCUGGACUACGGUGCGAUAUCCUGCUGGGGAAGAAACUCAAUUGGAGUUCAGAAGACACCAUGCAUUUUUCAAAUUGUAGCUGCAGGACGACCUUUCCCGUUGCAGAAUUGCACGGUAACAAAUCAAUCAACAGACUCGUUGCAAGUUGAUUGCAUCGAAGGUUUCGAUGGUGGAUUGCCACAAGGAUUCAUCAUGGAAUUAGUUGAGCUGUCUACAUUGCGGCUGGCAAGGAAUAUAAGUCUGACGGAUCUUUUAAAGCCUAAAAUAACCCCGACAAAGUGGAAACUCGCAGCACUUGGAUUCUUAGUCGACUCUCUGGGCUGUGCAAUUACAUUUAACGAGCUGGAAGAAACUCUGAAGACGCUUAAAGAUAGAAAAGCAGCUGGUUCGAAUGCCCAAGCCGAUUUACCAUCGUGGGGAAUGACGGCCAAUUUCUUCCAAACUACCCAUCAAACCAAGACCAAUCCAAAAACACUCAAGACAUUUGUACUCGUACAAACAAUGUAA